Molecule: messenger RNA, 942 nt
Organism: Sphenostylis stenocarpa
Lineage: Eukaryota; Viridiplantae; Streptophyta; Magnoliopsida; Fabales; Fabaceae
Source: the annotation of a GenBank genome assembly
AUGGAGAUUGUAAUCCCGGAUGAAUGGAACUUUCGCCGCUUUCCCAACCAGAAUAGAAUGCAGCUCGAUCCGGCUGAAAACCUUGAAUCUGAUACUAAUGCCUUUGUUGAGCAUCUUUUCCCCGGCCUGGAGUAUGUCAUUACUGGUCUUUCUUUGGCUUUAGCUAUUCAGGACUUUCUCUCUUCUACUUCGUCUAAAGCCUGUGCUGACUGUGUCGCUACUGCAAGGGAGAAAUGCUCAGAAUCUAGUGACAAUAUGGGAGUUGUUCCUUUUGCAUACCUUCGGAAAGUGUCUGAGGAAGAGGCUAAGAAGUUCCUGAGUUGCUUCAAACGCAGUGAAUAUGAUAUCGUGGAACAACUUGAGAAGAUGCCCUCGAAGAUUUCCUCUCUCUGCUGCUUGCCUCUGAAAGCCACCUGCCCUAACCUCGUGGGAUCGAUUCUAGCGACAAACUACAUCACCUUCACUGAUGAGGAAAUGACCCCAGAUGGAACUGGGCAUAUCUUCCAGGAAUCCCUACCUCCGCGGGGCAGGAAUUCAUACUACCACACGCUCAUUCAAUCACUUCUUACCUUCGGUCUAAUUGGCCUACCUAUAGCUUUCGGUGAAGUUACUCGCUCGCCUCUUUCUUCUGCAUUCGAAACUGCAGCUGCAGCAUCUUCUGAACCUCGCCCCUCUGGUUUAAGUGGAUUCCUUUGCGAAAGGGAUAAAGAUAUUCCCAGGUUGACUGACUUUCUGUUUGAAAACAGGGAACCCUUGGAAGCGAAAGAAGUUAUAAAGUUACACUCCUACAGCUUAGCUAUUGGUUCAACUAAAGCUAUUGGGGCAAAGCCAACUCUUGUCAGUCUAGUAAGUACCAUAAUCCCUUUCCAUAUCAAUCAGGCGAAUUACCUCGUGCCUAUCCUUUUCUUUGAGUCUUGCCCACUGCCGGUCCCCUCCUCAUAG